Molecule: messenger RNA, 362 nt
Organism: Cetraspora pellucida
Lineage: Eukaryota; Fungi; Glomeromycota; Glomeromycetes; Diversisporales; Gigasporaceae
Source: the annotation of a GenBank genome assembly
ACAAAAAUUUUCUCAUAUUUCUUCUUUGCAAAAAGAAGACUUUAAUACCAACUUGUUUGUGAAAAAACAUAAAGAUAUUAGUGACAAAUUGGUUGAAAAUUAUGAUGAUAUUAUAGAUUCUUCUAAAGAAUUAAGUGACUAUGAAGAUAUUGAUAUUGAUUCUUUAGAAGAAUCAAGUAACAGCAUCAAUAUUGAUGAUAAUUUUUCAGAAGAGUUUAUUAGUGAUGACUUAUAUUCAGAAUGCAUAUCAAUAACACCUUCAAAUGCUUCAAAUAGUUCAAGAGAAAGUUCAGAUGAUGAGGAUUUUUUUAGUGAAAUUGUAGACAAGGCUUCCGAAUUUAAUAAUUUAUUACAAAGCAAUA